Molecule: messenger RNA, 744 nt
Organism: Lathyrus oleraceus (garden pea)
Lineage: Eukaryota; Viridiplantae; Streptophyta; Magnoliopsida; Fabales; Fabaceae
Product: molybdopterin synthase sulfur carrier subunit
Exons: 2
Coding region: 270-581 (103 amino acids)
Biological process (GO): Mo-molybdopterin cofactor biosynthetic process
Cellular component (GO): molybdopterin adenylyltransferase complex; cytosol
Source: RefSeq, a predicted model, not a curated record
AGUGUAUACACGUAACCUUUGAAAGUCUUCACUUCCAUAAAACCUUACCUAUAAAAAAAAGCCGUAAUUAUCAUCAUCAUCGUUCAAUAAUACAACAAAAACUUACCACUUUUUCAAAAAGUGCAGUCCUUUCCGGUAAAUUCCGUCGCAGCAGAGUCCACGCGGAACUCCAACUCCGCCAUUGACACCAUCCACCAAUUUGUAAAGGUUCGUUGAAAACAAGUGUUGCAACAUUACAUCAACUACUUUGUCCAUAGCUGCGUAUAAAUAUGACAGAAGCUAAUGUUAGUAUUUGGGAUGGAGACGAAACUCGAGCCAAAAAAGACAGUUCUCUGGUGAAGAUAAAAGUUCUGUUUUUCGCACGAGCGCGUGAUCUUACCGGCUUGAGUGAGGUACCAUUGGAAAUCUCAUCUGGAAGUACUACUCAGGAUUGUUUGAAAAAGCUUCUUGUUCAAUUUCCACGUUUGGAAGAAAUACAAGGAUGCAUGGUUCUGGCUCUGAAUGAGGAGUAUACAAUGGAUUCAACCAUUGUUAAAGACAAGGAUGAGUUGGCCAUUAUACCUCCAAUAAGUGGUGGAUGAUGAUUCUACUUGUUAGUAAUUUUCUUCCUUCUCUCAAUUUGAUUCAGAACUCCUUGUUUGUUUAGCUUACAGAGUGACUCAACAUAUGUGAAUCUUGUAAUAAAGUCUUUUAUGUUGUAUCAGAUAUGAAUAAAGUUGAAUAAAAUUGAGAAAUUUCAGUUCA